UCUGAAGAUGGUACAAUUGAUUUUUGGGGCAUCGCGGCCCUUAAACGCGGAUUUGAGGAUAUCGGAAGAUAUGGAGGUAUAAGAGCAAUACAGCAGAAAACACACGCACUAGCAUAUGCAGCAUAUCAGAUUCUAAUGGAACUGAAAUUUCCAAGCGGCAAACCACUUGCAGAAGUUUACUGUUGUCAUAAGAACUACAGUGAAAGUGAAGCGCAAGGGCCAAUCGUUGCUUUCAAUUUGCUCCGGUGUGACGGAUCAUAUACUGGCUACAGUGAAGUAGAAAAAAUGUGCGAUUUAUUCGGUAUCGAAGUGCGCACUGGUUGUUUUUGCAAUCAGGGCGCCUGCCAGAAGCAUCUGAAGCUAACUCAGCAACAAAUUAUCGAUAAUUAUAAGGCAAGUAUAAUAUGUUACAAUGGUGCUGUAUGA
Messenger RNA from Gongylonema pulchrum, 426 nucleotides. The record is from the annotation of a GenBank genome assembly. NCBI's taxonomy places the organism in Eukaryota, Metazoa, Nematoda, Chromadorea, Rhabditida, Gongylonematidae.